Canis lupus familiaris (dog) is the source of this 2193-nucleotide messenger RNA. It is a transcript of the gene FBLN5, whose product is annotated as fibulin 5. NCBI's taxonomy places the organism in Eukaryota, Metazoa, Chordata, Mammalia, Carnivora, Canidae. The transcript has 11 exons. The coding region runs from base 43 to 1389 and encodes 448 amino acids. The record is from RefSeq and is a predicted model, not a curated record. Gene Ontology annotation, molecular function: calcium ion binding.
GGCCCCGGCCCCGGCCCCGGCCCCGGCCCCCGCGCCGCGGACAUGCCCGGACUCCAGAGGAUUCUCACCGUUACCAUUCUGGCUGUCUGUCUUCUGAGCCCUGGGAAGGCACAGCAACAAUGCACUAAUGGCUUCGAUCUGGACCGCUCGUCAGGACAGUGUUUAGAUAUUGAUGAAUGCCGGACCAUCCCUGAGGCCUGCCGAGGAGACAUGAUGUGUGUUAACCAAAACGGCGGGUAUUUAUGCAUCCCCCGGACAAACCCAGUGUACCGAGGGCCCUACUCGAACCCCUACUCAAACCCAUACACGGGUCCGUACCCAGCAGCGGCCCCACCACUAUCAGCUCCAAACUACCCCACCAUUUCGAGGCCUCUCAUAUGCCGCUUUGGAUACCAGAUGGAUGAGAGCAACCAGUGUGUGGAUGUGGACGAGUGUGCAACGGAUUCUCACCAGUGCAACCCUACCCAGAUUUGCAUCAACACAGAAGGAGGCUACACCUGCUCCUGCACCGAUGGCUACUGGCUUCUGGAGGGCCAGUGCUUAGACAUUGAUGAAUGUCGCUACGGCUACUGCCAGCAACUGUGUGCAAAUGUUCCUGGAUCCUAUUCCUGUACGUGCAACCCUGGCUUUACCCUCAACGAGGAUGGAAGGUCUUGCCAAGACGUGAACGAGUGCGCCACUGAGAAUCCCUGUGUGCAAACCUGCGUCAACACCUACGGCUCUUUCAUCUGCCGCUGUGACCCAGGAUAUGAACUUGAGGACGAUGGCGUUCACUGCAGUGAUAUGGACGAGUGCAGCUUCUCUGAGUUCCUCUGCCAGCACGAGUGUGUGAAUCAGCCCGGCACGUACUUCUGCUCCUGCCCCCCUGGCUACAUUCUGCUGGAGGACAACCGAAGCUGCCAGGAUAUCAACGAGUGUGAGCACGGAAACCACACGUGCAACCUGCAGCAGACUUGCUACAAUUUGCAGGGCGGCUUCAAGUGCAUCGACCCCAUCCGCUGCGAGGAGCCGUAUCUUCGGAUUAGCGACAACCGCUGUAUGUGUCCUGCUGAGAAUCCUGGCUGCAGAGACCAGCCCUUCACCAUCUUGUACCGGGAUAUGGAUGUGGUGUCGGGACGCUCCGUUCCUGCUGACAUCUUCCAAAUGCAAGCCACGACCCGCUAUCCUGGGGCUUAUUACAUUUUCCAGAUCAAGUCUGGCAAUGAGGGCCGAGAGUUCUACAUGCGGCAAACGGGUCCCAUCAGUGCCACCCUGGUGAUGACACGCCCCAUCAAGGGGCCCCGGGACAUACAGCUGGACUUGGAGAUGAUCACUGUCAACACCGUCAUCAACUUCAGAGGCAGCUCUGUGAUCCGACUGCGGAUAUACGUGUCGCAGUACCCGUUCUGAGCCGCGGGCUAGGGGCCCUGACACUGCCUCUCACCAGCACCAAGGGGACAGGAGAACGGGAGGAACGAGGGGGAGAGUGGAGUGAGGUGGAGGUGCCGCUUCUCUUGCUGGCGGCCCCCAAGGAGACGGCCCUGUGUCCUGACCCUGCCUGUGGCGUGGCGGCCCCGUCACUCCAAGGGCCAUGCUUCCCCCACUCCUUACAACACAGUUAUUGGAAAGUAUUAUCGGCACCUGACCUGAGAUCCACGGUGAUUUUUCAAGGUCUUCAGUUUAUUUUCAUAUUUUCGAAGGAAAUAGGUGAGGUUCGCGGGGGUCUGGGUCCUCGUUCAGAAGACUGUGAACAGCUUCCUGCCACCUCCUGUCGCCUUCCUGCUUGUCUCUGGCUCGUUGCUGCCUUGCCGGGUCCCCCCGAACCCCGGGACGUGGGCCGUAGCUAGUUUGCUUCUUGUCCGUGCAGAGGAGGAUGGCAAGAAACCCCAGCGGGAUCUAAGGGCUUUUAUAGAGUCUAUUUCAAAACCACAUGUGGUAUUUUCAGCCAGAAAAGAAGUUGUUGUUUUCUUUAAGUUUGUGUAACUGUUUAAUCCUUUCUUGUGCAUUUUGAGUAUUUUUUAAAGAAAUUAAAUGAUAGAAUUCCUUAAAAAGGCCUUAAGACACAUGUUAUGUUCUAACUUCCCAAACCCAGUCUCCUCUCCUGUUUAGCCCAAUGUUCUCUUCGAGGAUCCCUUAACCAUGCUUUCUUUAGAAUUUUUACCCAACUGGGUUGGAAGGCAGAGGUCUCUAAACAGAUUAAAUAUUUGAAGAGAU